This is a messenger RNA of Magnolia sinica, 1688 nucleotides long. Its product is annotated as octanoyltransferase LIP2, mitochondrial. The transcript is spliced from 3 exons. The record is from RefSeq and is a predicted model, not a curated record. Gene Ontology annotation, cellular component: mitochondrion. Gene Ontology annotation, molecular function: lipoyl(octanoyl) transferase activity. Gene Ontology annotation, biological process: protein lipoylation. Bases 855 to 1562 code for a protein of 235 amino acids. NCBI's taxonomy places the organism in Eukaryota, Viridiplantae, Streptophyta, Magnoliopsida, Magnoliales, Magnoliaceae.
UUACUCUGGGAAAAACAACUUUUGGGUAGUUCUCAAUUUCAUGAAAUUUUGUGGGAGGAUUUUGUUUUAUUCAUCGUAUCAAAGCUUUGGUGUUUUAAAUCAUUUAAUCAUUUUCUUGCUUUUUUACAAAAAAAAUUAUUGCAUUUUUCUUCCCUCUCUUAUGGGUUCUAAAUUUCCACCUUCCUGUGAAUUUUCUCUGCAGUUUCGUGUCUGCUUUCUUAUUUUUGAAUUCUAUGGGAGUUUUUGUAUGCUUCUUCUACUUUUGUAAGGGCCUGAGGGGAGGUAUUUGAUACUCUGGCAGAGUAUGAUUAUUGAUACAUGGGCAAUAAGAAAUUGUACACAUGGCAUAAAUUUAAACCCACUGAAUUAUGUAACCGACUGUUGCUAAGUCACAGUCCAAAAAUCAGAUUGGUUGAACAAUCCUAACCUCUGAUUCAUCAAAGGUUAAUUGUAUGCCACAUCUGCAAUUUCCAUGUGGUUCUUAAGCCCCUGCAUAUCAUCCAUCACACUCUAGUAGAGUAUCAAUGUUUCUCUUUCUGUAAUGGGUUGUUCGGCUCAUCAUCGUAGUGCUUAUUUUCAUUGAAUUUUAGGGAAUUAUGCAUUUAAUAGGAAAAGUUUAUGCACGCAGUGUGCACUGAGAGUUGGGGAAGCAUAAACAUCAGCAGCAACAAUAGUUAGAUAGGUUUGUAGAUGCACAGGGUGUGAAGUGAAGUGGAAGCAAAUUCAGAUGCAGGAGUGGGGAAUGUCUAUUUCAAAAUGUUAGCAAGCAUAAACAAGUAGGAUUAAGCGGGAACACAUGCAUGAACCUGAGCCGUUGAUUUGAGUGGGUGCGGCAUGCACUUGGGCAGAAGGGAAUGAGACUACGGAGGAGUCUUGAGGUCUGGAAGCUCGGCAUCGUCAACUACUCGGACGCACUGAAGCUUCAGGAGAGGCUCGUCUCUGCAAGAAAAUCGAAUAAGAUUCCAGACACCCUUUUGUCCUUACAACAUCCACCCACUUAUACACUCGGAAAAAGGCGGACAUAUCACAACUUACUAGUUCCCGAAGCCGACCUCCUAACCAUGGGAGCAGAGCUUCACUACACAGAAAGAGGGGGCGACAUAACAUUUCACGGCCCACGUCAAGCCAUUCUAUAUCCCAUCAUAUCUCUCCGAAACAUCGGCUUUGGAGCACGCAAGUAUGUUGAAAAUCUUGAGCAAACAAUGAUCGAAUUGGCAUUGCAGUACAGUGUGCAAGCUCAUGCAGGGAAAGAUGGCCAGACGGGGGUGUGGGUCGGGGACCAGAAGAUCGGAGCCAUUGGCGUCCGGAUUUCGUCGGGGAUCACGUCACAUGGGUUGGCUUUUAAUAUCGACCCAGAUCUUAACUAUUUCAAGCAUAUCGUGCCUUGCGGGAUUGCCGAUAAAGGAGUUACAUCUUUGAGAAAGGAGACGGGAGGGUUGCUUCCGACCGAUGAUGUAAUUCAUGAACAGCUCAUUGGCUGUUUCGUGAGAUCUUUUGGUUUCUGUGAUGUUUCAUCAAAGGAUAAUGAAUCCAUUUUGUUAGAAAAUGGGGGAAUUGGGUGAAAUUAUGCCAAAUCGAUCUGGUUGUUUGUUUGAUCAGAUGUGUACUUGUGCAUGUAAUUUUCGCUGUUUUCGCUGUUGUGAUUUACUUAUGAAAUUUUAAGCAAGCAUUGCAGAAUUGGUGUUUAA